GCACGCCAGAUCCACGAGUCCCGUACCAGCAGCUCCCAGGUGUCGCGGGGCGUCCAAGCACGCGUUAUCGCGAAUCGCCAAUUCUUGCUUUUCGUUUCCGCUCGUCGCAGGUCGUGCUUUAAACUGUUAUUGGGAACUAUUUUCUGUUAUCCGGGACCGGAUAUAAGUCGCUAGCGAUGCGCGGUAGGAGCGACAGCAGCGAUUCGGACAGCGAGGAGCGCCGCGGGAGGAGGCGGGGACGCAAAGAGCGGAACGAUAGCCCCGAUUCUACCGAUGGGGAUUCCAACGGGAGUGACGAGGACGCGCGGAAGGUAGGCCGCGGAAGGGGGAAAGCGCGGGACGCGCGGGGCGUGCGGGGAGACGGGCGGAAGGAUGAGCGGAAGGGCCGCGGAGAGGCGGAGAGUCCGCCGGAGGACGACGGGGAAAGGCGGGGAGGGGGGAGUGGAGUUGGGGUAGCGGGAAUUGCGCGCGGCAGGGGGAGGCACGAUUCCGACGAUGAGAGCGAGGAGGAGAGGGGCGGUAGCCGUGACGAUAAGGGGGGCGGAAGGGACGGCCAGAAGGGGUUAGAGGGGGAGAAGCCCAAGGAGGGUGAGCCGGGGGAAACGAAGAAGAGCUCAGGCGGGCCAAGGGGAGAGAGAGAGCAUAAAGAGAGGGCGAGGGAGGAUCCGAGUGAGCGGGAGCGAGAUGGAGGGAGGCACGGGGAGAGAGAGAGGGGAAGGGGAAGGGAGGGCGAGGGGAGGAGGGAGAGAGAGGAGGAUAGCGGCAGGGACAGGCGAAGGGAGAGGGACAGGGACAGGGAGAGAGAGAGGGAGAGGGAGCGAGACAGCAGGAGGGGAAGGGGCAGGUCGGGGCGGCACAGGCGGGGAGAUUCUGAGUCGGAUGGGAGUGACAGCAGCAGUGAGCGGGAGAGGGAUCGGGGGAGGGGGCGGGGAAGGGGGGACAGGCACGGGAGGCGUGAGGACGGAAGGCGAGAGAGAGGGAGGGGCGAGUGGGAGGGAGAGGAGAGGCGAGGCGAGGGCAGGGAGGGGCGAGGGGGACCUUCGCGUGCAGCCCACGCUGCUGCUGAUGGUGCCACCGCCGCCACCACCACCGCUGCUGCCACUGCCAGCGGAGCAGCAGGCUCAGGGGCGAAAGCCCCCACAGCAGGUCCGGCAGCAGGUCCGGCAUCAGGUUCGGCAGCAGCAGGAGCAGCAGGAAAAGAAUUGGGGCGCACAGGGGGAGCAUACAUUCCGCCGUUCAAGCUGGCGCGCAUGCUGAAAGAAGUGAGCGACAGGAGCAGCGCGGAGUACCAGCGCCUCACGUGGGACGCGCUGCGCAAGUCCAUCAACGGGCUGGUCAACAAGGUCAACGCCAGCAACAUCAAGAACAUCAUCCCCGAGCUCUUCGCCGAGAACCUCGUGCGCGGCCGCGGGCUGUUCUGCCGCGCGUGCAUCAAGUCGCAGAUGGCGAGUCCGACCUUCACGCACGUGUUUGCGGCGCUGGUGGCCGUGGUGAACACCAAGUUCCCCGAGCUGGGGGAACUGCUGCUCAAGAGGAUCAUUCUCCAGUUCAGGAGGGCGUUCCGCAGGAAUGACAAGCCUGUGCUGCUGGCCGCCUGUCGCUUUCUAGCCCAUCUGGUGAACCAGCAGGUGGCGCACGAGAUAGUGGCGCUGGAGCUGCUCACGCUGUUGCUGGAGACUCCCACCGAUGACAGCGUCGAGGUGGCAGUGAGCUUCGUCAAGGAGUGUGGAGCCGUGCUGCAGGAUCUCUCUCCCCAGGGCCUGCACAGCAUAUUCGAGCGCUUCCGCGGCAUUCUGCACGAGGGCGAAAUCGAUAAGCGCGUGCAAUUCACCAUCGAGGGGCUCUUCGCCAUCCGCAAGGCCAAGUUCGAGGGCUUCCCAGCGGUGCUGCCGGAGCUCGACCUAGUGGAGGAGGAGGAUCAGAUCACCCACGAGCUGUCGCUGGAGGAGCCCUACGACGCUGAAACGGCACUGGACGUGUUUAAGGUGGACCCCGACUAUCUGGCCAACGAGCAGCGCUACAAGGAGAUCAAAGCCGAGAUCCUGGGAGACGAGGAGGAGUCAGAGGGGGAGAAGGGAGAGGGAGGGGGCGAUGAGGACGAUGAGGAGGAGGAGGAGGAGGAGAGCAGUGAGGAGGAGGACGAGGAGGAGCGUGCGGCGCAGCAGGAGAUCCAGGACCAGACGGAGACGAACCUGGUGAACCUGCGGCGCACCAUCUACCUCACCAUCAUGGCGUCCGUCAACUUCGAGGAGGCGGGGCACAAGCUGAUGAAAGUCAACCUCCAGCCGGGCCAGGAGAUGGAGCUGUGUGAGAUGCUGCUGGCGUGCUGCUCCCAGGAGCGCACCUACCUGCGCUACUACGGGCUGCUGGGUCAGCGAUUCUGCAUGCUCAAUCGUGCCUACCAAGAGUGUUUCGAGCAGUGCUUUGUGAAGCAGUACAGCAUGAUCCACCGCCUCGAGACCAACAAGCUGCGCAACGUGGCCAAGCUCUUUGCUCACUUUCUUGCCACCGACGCCAUGCCGUGGGCGCUGCUGUCGUACAUCAGACUUACAGAGGAGGACACAUCCUCAUCAUCCCGCAUCUUCAUCAAGAUCAUGUUCCAGGAGAUGUCGGAGCAGCUGGGGCUGCGCAAGAUGAAUGAGAGGCUCAGCGACCCGACCAUGGGAGCUGCAUUCGAUGGGAUAUUCCCGAAAGAUACACCCAAGAACACGCGCUUCGCUAUAAACUUCUUCACUUCUAUCGGUCUGGGAGGGCUGACGGACAACCUGAGGGAACACCUGAAGAACAUGCCAAAGCUGAUCAUGCAGCAGCAGAAGCCUGUCCAGGUGUCUGAGAGCGAGAGCGAGAGCGAGAGUGAUAGUGACAGUGAGAGUGAGAGCGGGAGUGAUAGUGGAUCGGACAGUGGGAGCGACAGUGAGAGCGAGAGCAGCGACAGCGAGAGCAGUGAGAGCGAGGACAGCCGAGACAGGAAAAGGAGGCGGAAGAAGUGAGCUUUGAGGUGCUUCUGGCUGGAGCCUAUGAAACGUGGUGUGUGGAUGAGUAGUAUGGUACUCUGGCCGGUUGAAACUUGAAAGGUGCUAGUCAUUUAAUUGCUGGCUUGAUAUAAUGAUGGCUUCUACUUUCACAUUAUCAAGCUUGUGUUGCUUGAAUUGUACUCUUCACAUGUAUUUGUUGAUAUUUUACGUUACGUAGUACCG
Molecule: messenger RNA, 3197 nt
Organism: Closterium sp. NIES-67
Lineage: Eukaryota; Viridiplantae; Streptophyta; Zygnematophyceae; Desmidiales; Closteriaceae
Source: the annotation of a GenBank genome assembly